This is a messenger RNA of Galleria mellonella (greater wax moth), 2040 nucleotides long. RefSeq names its product zinc finger protein 729-like. NCBI's taxonomy places the organism in Eukaryota, Metazoa, Arthropoda, Insecta, Lepidoptera, Pyralidae. Gene Ontology annotation, biological process: regulation of transcription by RNA polymerase II. Gene Ontology annotation, molecular function: DNA-binding transcription activator activity, RNA polymerase II-specific; RNA polymerase II cis-regulatory region sequence-specific DNA binding. The coding region runs from base 1 to 2040 and encodes 679 amino acids. The record is from RefSeq and is a predicted model, not a curated record. Gene Ontology annotation, cellular component: nucleus. The transcript is spliced from 3 exons.
AUGUGUUCUCCAUUGAAAAAUACUAGAAACCUCUAUAAAGAUGCUGUUUUCCUUUCAGGAGAACCUAGAGGUGGCCAGAAACCGUCGAAAGCAAAGGAUACGGAAAAAGUAGCUGACGAAAAGUUCGAGCCGGUUGUAGAUACAAUAAACUCCCCAAUAUCGCCAAAGGACAAACGGAAAAUUAUGAGAAGGAACGUAGUUCAAGUGCUGACAAAAUCGACUGUGAUGCCAUUUCGUUGGCUGAAGAGUUCCUACAGGUGUUUCUACUGCUACGACAUAUUUCAAGAAGCUAGUGAGCUCAAAAACCACCAGGAAGUCCACAUCGGCGAUGAGAUAAAGGAACAAACAAUGAACAACUUUUGGGAACCUGUUGUUUAUGUGGACAUAUCAAAUUUGUCGUGCAAACUGUGUCCUGCCAGAAUAACUGACUUGUACGAUCUGAUAGACCAUCUAGUCGACAAGCACAAUGUCAUUUACAAUAAAGAUGUAGGCAUAUGCAUGGUAGCUUUCAAAUUAGACAAUAUGUCGGUCAAUUGCCUAGCGUGUGGCGCCUCUUUUUACACUUUCGGUCCUUUGCUCCAUCAUACGAACAAAGAUCACAAGGGCACUUCCGCGAUACUCUGCGACGUGUGCGGCCAACAUUUCAAAGAUGCUCACCUUUUGCGUCUCCACGUAAAGACCGUGCAUGAGAACACCGGGCUUCUCUGCCCGGAAUGUGGAGAGAAAUUUGAGACCAGAUCGAAGCUGAGAACUCAUCAGAAGAACCAACACGAUAUUAACAGUAAACAUAAGUGCUUGGUGUGCUCGCAAACGUUCUCCAGCCAUUACAUGAGGUCGAGACAUAUGGCUGCUGAGCAUAAAAAUCGUGAGGAAAUAAAGUGCUUGCAUUGCCCGAAGACAUUUGUCUUCCGGAGCAUGAUGAUGACCCAUGUGCGCGACACACACUUGAAAAUGAGGAACUACAUUUGUGGUGUUUGUGGGUGGAAGGCUUUCAACAGCCACCGCCUCAAGAAUCACAUGUACAAACACAGUGGCGAGAAGAACUUUAAAUGUGACGUUUGUGGUAAAGCCUUCACGACUAAAAAGAUAAUGAGGGCCCAUUUCCUUCGCAUGCAUAAAACUGUACAAUCUCAAAUAAUGGUGUAUGAUAGUGCCCUCAAUUCUUAUGCCGCGCGCGAUAGCAAAAGAGCAGUAAACCAAGAUAUAAGAUGCAAGGACGAAAAUACUGAGGACCCGCCUACAGCCGUCAGCAAAGAUAUAUCCGCAAAAGAAAGACUAAACAUAAUGAGACAUAACGUCGUUCAAGUACUUUUAAAUUCCACUGUCAUGCCAUUUAGAUGGCUUAAAAGUUCCUACAGAUGUUUCUACUGUUACGAUAUAUUUAGUGAACCUAAAGACCUCAAAAAUCACAACGAAAUGGUACAUGUUAACAACGACGAAGAGAUAUCCAAGUCCAUGAAGACGUACUGGGAACCGACAGUAUUCAUCGACAUCUCCAAUAUGUCUUGUAAAUUGUGUCCAGAAAUCAUAACAGACUUCUUCAGUUUAAUAGACCAUUUGAUGUUUGUACACGAUAUGCCGUUUAACAAAGAUGUAGGCAUUUGUAUGAAUCCAUUUAAACUAUAUAAUAUAUCGGCAGCGUGCGUCUUAUGCGAUAAAGUUUAUAGUACGUUUGGCCAUCUCUUAGUCCACACAAAUAGAGAUCACAAAGGUUGCUCGCAGCUUCUAUGUGAUAUUUGUGGGCAACAUUUUCGUAACAUACAGAAUUUACGCGAUCACAACAAUAAAGAGCAUGGAGGCAAGGAAAUCGUUUGCUCGCUGUGCGGGGAGAAAAUAAACGGCAUAAAUAGAAUGAGAACGCAUAUGCAGAACUCUCAUAAUAAGAGGUACAAGUGUUUCAUAUGCACUGACUUGUUCGACACUCACUAUAAGAGAGCACUUCAUAUGAUGACUGAGCACAAUGAUGAGACAUCUGAGAGAGAGACAUAUGCAAGAGAAGAACGCGGUGUGCACAGUUUGUGGGUGGAAGUGCUUCGGUGA